GGCAGAAUAACGAGCACACAGUAAACGCCUACAGGAAGGAAUCAAUACUUGGCAAGAACGAACCCACCUUCUAUCAAGCCUACCUCCUCCAAGAACUACAUUUCCCGGUAUGCUUGGCGCCACGCUCUCCUGUGACGUAAAAAGAGCGGCAAUUACUUCCUAUGGCCCCUUAGCCUUUGACCACCAGUGCCGCACUGUUUCACGGGUAAAGUAGUUCUAGCGCUCGUGGUCCGCCCCCCGGAAAAGUGAGAACAAACUAAACUUCCCAUCAAGCAGCGCUCCGGCCUGGGAAGAGGGGCAAGAUGGCGGACGCUGAAGAUGGUAUAUUGCGGCCGGCGAGAGCCUCCAGCGUCCCAAUUUCAUUCAGCUUCAGUCGAGUAUCUGCCCGGAUUCGGCUGGCGGGAGACGGCGCGGGUGCGGCUCCGGAGGAUAAGGAUUUCUUGAAGACCGUGGAAGGGAGAGAGCUACAGAGUGUGAAGCCCUCAGAAGCCCCCAAGGAACUUGUCAUCCCUUUGAUCCAGAAUGGCCAUCGCAGGCAGCCACCCACCCAGGCCCCUGGACCAUCCAUACAUCCUGAGGUCUUGGCGGAUGGAAUGCUGUCCCAAGCUGUGAAGGAACUCAUUGAGGAAUCCAAGAAGUCUCUGGAAGAGAGAGAGAAUGCGGGUGUCGACCCCACGCUCGCUAUCCCCAUGAUCCAGAAAGGAUGCACCCCCAACGGGGAAGGGGCAGACAGCGAACCCCGGGCUGAGACAGUGCCAGAGGAGGCUGAUUACGAGGCAGUCCCUGUGGAGGCCUACGGGCUGGCUAUGCUGCGGGGCAUGGGCUGGAAACCUGGCGAGGGCAUUGGCCGCACCUUCAAUCAAGUGGUGAAGCCUCGUGUCAAUGCACUGAGGCCCAAGGGGUUAGGGCUGGGCGCCAACCUGACUGAGGUCCAGGCCCUGGCCCCCACGGGCCCCCACCGGCUGCCAAGGCCAGAUGAGCAAGAGAAGGAUAAGGAAGACCAGCCUCAAGGACUGGUGCCUGGAGGAGCUGUGGUGGUUCUUUCUGGCCCUCACCGUGGCCUCUAUGGGAAAGUGGAAGGCCUCGAUCCUGACAAUGUUCGAGCCAUGGUCCGUCUGGCCGCAGGGAGCCGCAUGGUGACUGUUAGUGAGUACUGCCUGCGGCCUGUCUCCCAGCAGGAGUUUGACAAGAACUCCUUGGAUCUCAGCCAGGUGAGCAAAACCUCAGGGCAACAGAACGGAACAGCCUCAUCACGAAAGGCUCUUCGGAAUCAGGACCUCCACGGCCGGCAGGAGGACUCAGAGAGGAAGCGGAAACACCUUCCAGACCGACAGGAUGGGCCUGCAGCCAAGAGUGAGAAAGCAGCCCCCAGGAGUCAGCACUGGUUGCACAGGGACCUGCGCGUGCGGUUUGUGGACAAGCUGCACAAGGGUGGCCAGUAUUACAACACCAAGAUGACAAUUGAAGAUGUCCUGAGCCCAGAUACUUGUGUGUGUCGGACAGAUGAAGGCCAGGUCCUGGAAGGCCUGAGGGAAGACAUGCUGGAGACCCUGAUCCCUAAGGUCGAGGGCAACCGGGUGAUGGUGGUGCUGGGGCCACAGGCUGGAAGGGUGGGCCGUCUGCUGGACUGGGACAGAGAGCGGAGCCGGGCUCUGGUGCAGCUGCGGAGAGAGAAUGAGGUGGUAAAGCUUCACUAUGAUGCUGUCUGCCAGUACGUGGGCCCCAGCGACUCGGAUGAAGACUGACCUGUGGACACACUCCCAUCCCCCAGGCUGUUACCAGUCCUGCACGGUGUGGAGAGACUGCCUUCACGAAGGUGGGGAGGUUGUUGUUCUGCCCUCCACUUUGCAGCGCAGCCCUGGGACAGGGUCAGGGCACAAGCUGGAUGGACCAGAAGGGAGGCUAGAAGCAAACCAAUAUUUACCAGAAGUUAGUGUAUAAUAAAAACCAUUUCAAAUACCAAGUAAAA
Messenger RNA from Camelus dromedarius (Arabian camel), 1969 nucleotides. It is a transcript of the gene GPKOW, whose product is annotated as G-patch domain and KOW motifs. The transcript has 11 exons. Gene Ontology annotation, molecular function: nucleic acid binding. Gene Ontology annotation, cellular component: spliceosomal complex. Bases 303 to 1745 code for a protein of 480 amino acids. The record is from RefSeq and is a predicted model, not a curated record. Lineage: Eukaryota; Metazoa; Chordata; Mammalia; Artiodactyla; Camelidae. Gene Ontology annotation, biological process: mRNA splicing, via spliceosome.